Messenger RNA from Puma concolor (puma), 1935 nucleotides. NCBI's taxonomy places the organism in Eukaryota, Metazoa, Chordata, Mammalia, Carnivora, Felidae. The record is from RefSeq and is a predicted model, not a curated record.
AUGUGUAAAGACUUUGUCAGCACCCUGCCCACCGCACUCCUCACCUUCUCACCACCUGCCUCUUCUGACCUGUAUUCUGGAUCAGGGCCUUACUGGUGCAUAGGAAAAGCCGAGCUAGUUGCUCCCAGGGAUGCCUCAGAGGAAGAUGCCCAGACUGUACUGGCCCUCAGCACCAGGCCCUGCAAGGAGCCCCCGCCUUGGGAAAACAGGACAGGAAUUAGGGAUUCCAUACCGGCUCAUGAUAGAACAAUCCAAAAAGGGCCCGAGAGCAAGUAUCCGCUGCACUACCUCGUGUGGCACAACCGCCACCGCGAGCUGGAGAAAGAGGUCCGCGCCGGCCAGGUGGACAUCGAGCAGCUGGAUCCCCGUGGGCGGACCCCCCUGCACCUGGCCACCACACUGGGACACCUCGAGUGUGCCCGUGUGCUCCUGGCACAUGGUGCAGAUGUGGGCAGGGAGAAUCGCAGCGGCUGGACAGUGCUUCAGGAGGCUGUGAGUACCCGGGACCUGGAGCUGGUGCAGCUGGUGCUGAGGUACCGGGACUACCAGCGGGUGGUGAAGCGGUUGGCGGGCAUCCCCGUGCUCCUGGAAAAGCUGCGCAAGGCCCAGGACUUCUAUGUGGAGAUGAAAUGGGAGUUCACUAGCUGGGUGCCCUUGGUGUCCAAGAUCUGCCCUAGUGACACCUACAAAGUGUGGAAGAGUGGGCAAAACCUGCGGGUAGAUACCACGCUCUUGGGCUUUGACCACAUGACGUGGCAGCGAGGGAACCGCAGCUUCGUCUUCAGGGGCCAAGACACAAGCGCCGUGGUCAUGGAGAUUGACCACGACCGCCGGGUGGUGUACACAGAGACUCUGGCACUGGCUGGGCAGGACCGUGAGCUGCUGCUGGCUGCUGCCCAGCCCACUGAGGAGCAGGUGCUGAGCCGGCUUACCGCGCCCGUUGUCACCACGCAGCUUGACACCAAGAACAUCUCCUUUGAGAGGAACAAGACUGGCAUCCUGGGCUGGCGCAGUGAGAAGACAGAGAUGGUGAAUGGGUAUGAAGCCAAGGUAUACGGGGCAUCCAAUGUGGAGCUCAUCACCCGGACACGGACAGAGCAUCUUUCAGAACAGCACAAGGGCAAGGUCAAAGGCUGUAAGACACCUCUGCAGUCCUUCCUGGGAAUUGCUGAACAGCACGGGGGCCCCCAAAAUGGGACCCUGAUCACUCAGACUCUGAGCCAAGCCAACCCCACUGCCAUCACUGCAGAAGAAUACUUCAACCCCAACUUUGAGCUUGGCAACCGGGACAUGGGCCGCCCCAUGGAACUGACCACCAAGACACAGAAGUUCAAGGCCAAGCUGUGGCUGUGUGAGGAGCAUCCCCUGUCCCUGUGUGAGCAGGUGGCCCCCAUCAUUGACCUCAUGGCUGUCAGCAAUGCGCUUUUCGCCAAGCUCCGGGAUUUCAUUACCCUGCGCCUGCCCCCUGGUUUUCCUGUCAAGAUUGGUGAGACCCCACCCCCAUUUCUCUUCAGCCGCUGUUGGUUCUACAAGUUGCACGAAAGAAAAUGUGAGCCCAUCAUCAUGACUGUGCCCCGCAAGUCAGACUUGUUCCAGGACGAUCUAUACCCAGAUACGCCUGGCCCUGAGCCAGCCCUAGAAGCUGACGAAUGGCUAUCUGGCCAGGACGCGGAACCCGUGCUCAUCUCGUUGAGGGACGGUUACAUACCUCCCAAGCACCGUGAGCUUCGGGUCACCAAGCGCAAUAUUCUGGACGUGCGCCCUCCCUCGGGCCCCCGCCGCAGCCAGUCGGCCAGCGAUGCCCCAUUGUCGCAGCACACUCUAGAGACGCUGCUGGAGGAGAUCAAGGCCCUUCGUGAGCAGGUGCAGGCCCAGGAGCAGCGCAUCACGGCUCUGGAGAACAUGCUGUGCGAGCUGGUGGACGGCACGGACUAG